UGUUGACUGGGAAGCCCCUAGCGCGGAGCUGCCAACGCCCGGCGUACAGACACAAACAGAGGAGACGAUCUUGAAUGAGUAGCAAAGACUGUAAAACGCAGCUAUGCAGACCAUCAAGUGUGUUGUAGUUGGUGACGGUGCUGUGGGUAAAACAUGCCUGCUCAUCUCUUACACCACAAACAAGUUUCCCUCUGAAUAUGUACCUACGGUCUUUGAUAACUAUGCUGUUACGGUAAUGAUUGGAGGCGAGCCCUACACUCUGGGCUUGUUUGAUACAGCAGGUCAGGAAGACUACGACAGGUUACGACCUCUGAGUUAUCCCCAGACAGAUGUCUUCCUCGUCUGUUUCUCUGUCGUGUCUCCCUCCUCGUUUGAAAACGUUAAAGAAAAGUGGGUUCCAGAGAUCACCCAUCACUGUCCAAAGACCCCCUUCCUCCUAGUUGGGACGCAGAUUGACUUGCGGGAUGACCCCUCAACUAUAGAGAAGCUGGCCAAGAACAAGCAGAAGCCCAUCACCCCGGAGACAGCCGAGAAGCUGGCGAGAGACCUCAAGGCUGUGAAAUAUGUGGAGUGCUCAGCCCUCACACAGAAAGGCCUAAAGAAUGUGUUUGAUGAGGCGAUAUUGGCUGCAUUGGAGCCCCCAGAGCCCAAGAAGAAACGCAAAUGUGUGCUGCUAUGAGAGGCUCCUACCUUUUUCAGAUCACUCACACAUACAACACAUCCACACAUCCUUAAAUACAUACACAUACACACGCACACACACACACACCCCUUUCCCUUGCUCUACUAAAGCUGGUUGACAGCAUUGUCCUCCGCAAGAAGUAAAACAGCUGACCAAGUUUCAGAUAAUUCUCUGCAAUAAUAAAAGAAGCCUCACCCCGAGGUCUGAGUUGGGACAGAAGCUGAACCUAACCUGGCCAAUAGGCCACUGUGGGCUCCCAGCAGAAGAUGAUCCAGAUACCAAGCUUACACCCAAGUAGAACUCACUCUGUCAAGCGUUUGAUAGAUUGAUCUUAACUCAGUAAGUGUUGUGGCCUCAUCAAUUUUAAAGAGGCCUGGCCAUUUAGUUGUCCUCCGCCACUGUAAAGCUUCCAAGGAUAUAAGCCCCGCCCCAGCCAACUGAUUGGUGGCUGCUCAUGCUGCUGGUCGUCCUGCCCCCCCACCCCCUCGACGAGCACACUCAUCGCCUGACCCCUAUGUUCCUCGAGGAAUUACAAACAAGAGUAGUUUUAUUUGCCAACACCCUCUUUCCCCCUGAAACACACGACAAGUCUGAGAUAUAUUUAUUUCAUGUUCCAGAUCGAUGCACUCUGAACCACUAAAGAAACUGUGUAGGUCUGAUAGGACUCAUUCACUUAAACAGUCAGGAUGAGACUCCUCACAGCUCUCUUUCUAUGAGGAAGUCAAACAGGUUACUAUCGCCAUCGGCCCUGCAGUCCUCUAUGUGCAGUCCAUUUGGAGUGUGGUAAUCACUUGAGCUAAAGGCAUCCAGUAGUAAUGGGUCUGCUAGUCGACCACAGGAAUUGGCCUUUUAGAUGCAGGGAACUUAAACAGUGUUAGCAGAACAAGCGGUGUGUUCUUCAUGUGUUGCCAGGGACCGAGGGAGAGUAAAGCAGGGCGCUGUUCAAACACCGUCAUCCCCUCACACUUAGAAUGGGUACAGCAGAGGCAUCUGGGUAAAAAAAACUACCGUUUCUUGGCUGAAGUUCCAUAUGUAGACGAGUUACAAAUGAAGACGAAUUCCCACCAGAUUUCUGUGCCAAGUCAGAAUUUGGUGGCUUCCUGCAGUGUGUUGUUGUAUCCAGGCCGUGUGUCUGCGGUGUGAAGGGCUGUCCAGUCUGUCGUACCCAUUCCCAGUGUGCUGCGCUGCGUGUAGCUGGACCUUGGUCUCUGUUCUAAAUGAUAGGUUUAACAGAUGUAAUUAUGAUGUAAGCUGGCACACGAUGUUGAUGUAGGCUCCAGGUGUUUUUACCAAAAUCUCUUUUCUUUUUCUUCAUUAUUUCUUUUUGUGCUGUUUUUUUUAUUUUAUAUAUAUAAAUAUAUUAAAAAAAAGGUUACUUUCACUCCUUUUACAUUUAGGGGUCGGAACUCAUCUGAACUCUUACCUGCCAGUUUAUACCAAGAAAACCACUGAUUGGUUUAGUUGAAUAAAAACCUCCAAUGGCAGAGAGACUGUUUGAUAAAGAUUAUUUGUGAUUGGUUGGUUCUUGUUUUUCUUUACUGGUGGCUUAGAGUUGGAUGGACGUCCAGCCCAAGUCAAUAUAAUUAUUAUAACCUGUUGUUUUGGUGCAAAACCAAAUGCUUUGUCUAAAGUCUUUGUUCUUUGUAUAUGCAUUCUUUUCAAAAAUAUUAAACUUAUACCUUAAUUGCCUUUA
Molecule: messenger RNA, 2375 nt
Organism: Limanda limanda (common dab)
Lineage: Eukaryota; Metazoa; Chordata; Actinopteri; Pleuronectiformes; Pleuronectidae
Gene: cdc42
Product: cell division cycle 42
Exons: 6
Coding region: 104-679 (191 amino acids)
Biological process (GO): small GTPase-mediated signal transduction; modification of synaptic structure
Cellular component (GO): dendritic spine
Molecular function (GO): GTP binding; GTPase activity
Source: RefSeq, a predicted model, not a curated record